Messenger RNA from Physcomitrium patens, 2756 nucleotides. RefSeq names its product hexokinase-1. Gene Ontology annotation, biological process: intracellular glucose homeostasis; glucose 6-phosphate metabolic process; carbohydrate phosphorylation. The record is from RefSeq and is a predicted model, not a curated record. Gene Ontology annotation, molecular function: D-glucose binding; fructokinase activity; glucokinase activity. Gene Ontology annotation, cellular component: mitochondrion; cytosol. Lineage: Eukaryota; Viridiplantae; Streptophyta; Bryopsida; Funariales; Funariaceae.
CUCAAACCCAUCAAGCCUAUCAUCCCUUUCAGCGAUUCGCAGCAACUCCCUGAGCUUGUCAACUGGGUCCCUGGUUCGAGGUUGGGGGGGGGAGAGAGGAUUUGUUCUCGAGUCCUGGCGCCGAGCAUUCCAGUAAAGGUUGUGGUGAUUCUUCCGGCUUGUGGCAAAUCAUUCAUCGAUGGUCCAAAUUCUCUCCAUUUUCGAGCUCAUGCCUUAUUGCCCUUUGGUCGCCUAUGGUGGACCCUUCCCAUCUUUCACAGUUAACGCUGACGUCUUGAAGCUCCAAAGCAAGUCCUGGUAAAGGGAAUCUAGGCGCCCAGAUUAUGCGCUCUCCUUAACAAGCGAUCUUGUGCUCUCUGAGCCUCACCUCCCUCGCUCCCUUGUCUUGCUCUGCGAUCUCUCGUCAAGCUUUUUUUUCCCCCCUUUCUUUCUUUUUCUCCCGUCCUCUGUUGUGCUUGCGCCAGCCGAUCGCCUACACCUAGCAGCCGCGGUUGGAGUGCUGUGUUUUUAGCUUUUUGGAGUCCUCAGAUCUGGCAGACAGUUUGAUGUAGGGACGUUGGUGUAGGUUUAUUCAGCUGAUCGAUUGAGAGUGCAAAAGGCGAAGCUGUGUGCGUGUGCGUGUGCGUGUUUGCUCGUGAGUGUUUGGGAGUAUUGCUAAAGGGUAGCAAUGGCGAUCGGGAAGGUACUGGGGUGUGCCGGGUUUCAGCACAGUGCAGUGCCAACGCUCCGUGAACCAGUGCGGCUGAGGGCGCAAUGCAGACGCCGGGGAAAGACCGUGUCUAUGUCGGUUCAGAAGACGUCGAAAACGGUACAGCAGGCGGAGAAGAUGUUGCAGGAGUUCCGUCAGUCUUCCUCUACUCCCCUGCCUCUUUUGCACCAGGUAGCGGACGCUCUCGUGCAAGAAAUGUAUGCUGGAUUGGCGUCGGAAGGUGGUAGUGAUCAGCUGAAGAUGCUUCCGACCUAUGUCGAAAACUUGCCUUCUGGGAGCGAGAAGGGGCUGUUCUAUGCCGUGGAUUUGGGCGGCACAAACUUCCGUGUUCUGCGAGUGGAAUUGGGAGGCAAAACAGGCCAAAUUUUGAGCCAAGAGUUCAAGGAAGUGGUAAUCCCUCCAGAGCUUAUGGUGGGCACUGGUAAGGAUCUUUUCGACUUCAUUGCUGGUACACUCGCAUCAUUUGUCGACACUGAAGACGAGUCAAUUAAAGCUCACUUUGUUCAAUCGGGAAAAACCAGGGAGUCCGGUUUCGCUUUCUCCUUCCCCGUUCGACAGACCUCAGUCAAAUCUGGCAUUGUCAUCCACUGGACGAAGGGCUUCAAAGUUGAUGAUGCGGUGGGCAAAGACAUCGUGAAGCAAUUUCAGGAUGCAAUCAGCAGAAGUAACCAUCAGAUUAUGAUCUCAGCCCUGGUAAACGACACCGUUGGCACGUUGGCCGGAGGCAGAUUCAACUUCGACGAGGAGACCAUGAUUGGUUGCAUUAUUGGAACAGGGACAAACGCAUGCUAUGUCGAACGUGCCGAUGCUGUACAUAAGUGGGACGAGCCACUGCCCAAAUCAGGAGAAAUGGUUAUCAAUAUGGAAUGGGGAAAUUUCCGUUCACCCUACCUGCCACGAACAUUUGCUGAUGAGACUGUUGACAAAGACAGCGUCAAUCCAGGGGACCAGUGGUUCGAGAAAAUGAUCUCUGGAAUGUACCUCGGCGAGAUCGUGCGCCUUGUUCUGGCUAGGAUGGCCAAAGAAGCGGAACUGUUUGGUGGCAAUGUCCCCGUGAAGCUCUUGGAGCGGCUCACCCUAGGCACCCCACAUGUUUCCAAAAUACAUCUGGACAAUUCACCUGACCUCGACGUGGUUGCCAAAGUUCUCAAGGACGUCUUCGAGAUCGAAACCACCACACUUGAGGAAAGAAAGAUAGUACACGAGGUGUGUGACAUCAUGGGCGAGCGAGGUGGAAGGUUGGCUGCAGCAGGUCUCUACGGAAUCCUGAAGAAGAUCGGAAGAACCGGCAAAUCUCGAAACGGAUCCAAGAAGAAGACCGUGAUUGCAAUGGACGGUGGCCUGUUCGAACACCACGUCCGUUACCGGUCAUACAUGGAGGAGGCGCUCCAGGAGUUGAUGGGUUCUGACGCAGCGUACGAGGUGGCGUUGAGACUACAGAACGAUGGUUCUGGAAUCGGUGCCGCUUUGCUUGCCGCUUCCCACUCACACUUCAAAUAGGAUAAAACGCACACAAAGCUUAGGGGGAUCAUGGCAGGUGAUGAGCAUCGCCUGUUUUGCAUGCCUGUACAAUAUUCCGAGUCCUGAUGAUCUGUCUAUCUUCUGAGAUGCACCCAUCGUCUGUACCAUUUGUACCGGCUUAUCGUACCGCAGGAAGACGCCGUUCUUCAAGUCGUUGUCUAUCUGGUGACCAAAACCGCAGAGUUUCAAGCUGAGAGGCCUAGUAGGGGUAGUGUAGGCAGAGUCAAGUUUUAUUGUCUCUGGUCAGUUACGUAGAACAGUUUGCGGUUGAGUCUACCCAUCUCAUCUAGAUCUGCACUGCACACCUUUCAAUAAGCUGGUUUCACUUGAGGUUGCCGUGCGCAAGCUAGUAUCUGGCACAGAGAUGAGAGGUUCAUUGCUGCGCAUUCUCUUAGCAAUCCUCACAAUUUCCGAGGUGAUUGUGGGGUGAUGGAGCUGGGCGUCUUUAUAAAACUCCAUCAUAGAUGCGUAAUAAACCGAGUAAUCCUGUCAAGAUGAAAGUUGACGCGCUUUCUCUCUUCCAUCC